Molecule: messenger RNA, 690 nt
Organism: Endocarpon pusillum Z07020
Lineage: Eukaryota; Fungi; Ascomycota; Eurotiomycetes; Verrucariales; Verrucariaceae
Exons: 1
Coding region: 1-690 (229 amino acids)
Source: RefSeq, a predicted model, not a curated record
AUGGGAUCUUGCAGUACCAAGGAUGAGGAGGAGGAGGAGGAGGAGGAGGAGGAGGAGGAGGAGGAGGAGGAGGAGGAGGAGGAGGAGGAGGAGGAGGAGGAGGAGGAGGAGGAGGAGGAGGAGGAGGAGGAGGAGGAGGAGGAGGAGGAGGAGGAGGAGGAGGAGGAGGAGGAGGAGGAGGAGGAGGAGGAGGAGGAGGAGGAGGAGGAGGAGGAGGAGGAGGAGGAGGAGGAGGAGGAGGAGGAGGAGGAGGAGGAGGAGGAGGAGGAGGAGGAGGAGGAGGAGGAGGAGGAGGAGGAGGAGGAGGAGGAGGAGGAGGAGGAGGAGGAGGAGGAGGAGGAGGAGGAGGAGGAGGAGGAGGAGGAGGAGGAGGAGGAGGAGGAGGAGGAGGAGGAGGAGGAGGAGGAGGAGGAGGAGGAGGAGGAGGAGGAGGAGGAGGAGGAGGAGGAGGAGGAGGAGGAGGAGGAGGAGGAGGAGGAGGAGGAGGAGGAGGAGGAGGAGGAGGAGGAGAAGGGCGUAUGGAUCGUACGCCUUGGGUCGGUUGUUUAUGCUCGGAAGUUCAGUGACUUUCAUCAGAGGAGGAUGAAACGGAGAACUUUCUAUGAAUGGUGGUUCCGGGAAAGUCUUGAGGUUGUUGGGAGCAUCUUAAACCCAAAGGGAAGAGAUGCGCAUGAAGCGUCCAUGACUUAA